Messenger RNA from Pelobates cultripes (western spadefoot toad), 11041 nucleotides. The record is from the annotation of a GenBank genome assembly. Lineage: Eukaryota; Metazoa; Chordata; Amphibia; Anura; Pelobatidae.
GUCAGAAGCUACCGGUCAUCUCUACUGUUCCGUUUCUCUGCCUUCACUUUCUCGUUGGUUCGUACAACUCAGUGUGACGUGGAUUAGAGAGCGUCUGUAGAAGCCGGGGAUAGUCUGUCUGAGUGGAUUUGGAAGAGACAGCACCGGUACCGAACGGUCUAGAAACCAGAGCUGUGCGAAGAUUCCUGGAGCAGACAGUGAGGAGAACCUGGUAUGAAUGGAGAUGUGACAUGUUACUGUAACACUGCAUUGGGAAUGACAUGAUCCUAUGGGGGCAAAGUGUUAAAUGCUGAUGGAGAGCUUGGGAAUUAGGGAGAGCUGAAUGCUUUAUGGCUUUUGACAAAAUGAAUUUAGAACACAAGAAGCUAGCUUACAAUUAUAUUUGAAAAAAUUGUGUUUUCAUAAUUCUCACCUUUUGGAUAGGGUAACCCUUGUUGGGGUUAAAAAUUAACAUAAAACAUACUCAUGUUCCAGCUUUAAGGCCACUGUCCCCCUGCAGCCUGAUCCAACAUGGCUGUCAUUCACCCUGGUUGGGUGGAUAUGUCAGGGAUGGCAAGCUGGGGUGAGGACCAUUCUGUUAUUGGUUGUCUGGCAUUGGCAUGCCAGGGUCGGGUGCCAGUUUUGCACAGGGUUCAUAUUAGCCAAUCAGAACUCUUGUUUCAGGCUGGCUAAUGUCGCCCUUAGUUAUGUUGCGGAGGUGGAGUUAUACCUUUCAUCAGCAAAGGGGUUAAUCUCAGUGUGUGCCUAGUGAAACACUUACAGGCUCCAGGCACCAUGAACACGUCAAAUCAGUGAAGUGGUCAUGGUGCUUGGAGUAACCCUUUAAGAUAGGGACUGGUAAAGAGAUUCCGAAGAUGAAUGACGGACUGCAGGGAAACAAAUGAAGAAAAGAAUUCCAGGAAAGAGACACAAGCUAGUAAAGUAGCAGGAAACUGAGAUGAGUGGCUGCAGGAAGAAAGGGACACCAAGGAGAGGGACUGCAUGAAGACAGGGACACUGAGGCAUAGAGAGGCUGGAGAAGAAGGCACUAAGGUGAGGGGGGGGGGGGGAGGGGGCUUGUAAGAUGGGCUCCCAGAGGAGAAGAACUAACAAUUUGGGACAGAGGAGAAGGACUGGAAAUAAGGGCACUGAGGAGAGGAGUGGCAGGUAAGAGAGGUUACAGUAAGGUAGAGAUUUCUGAACAAAAGUCUGUGAUUGAAGUGAGCGCUUUUGGAAUGAAGGUGUGGUAAUGAAGAUAUUGUUUUAAAUUGACACCAUAGGCACCCAGACCACUUCAUCUCAGCAAAGUGGUCAGGGUGCCAUAUCCCUGUCUGCUUAACCCAGCAAUGUUUACAUUGCAGAGUUUAAAUGCCUCUAGUGGCUGUCACUCUGACAGCCAUUAGAGGUGCUUUCUUCAAAAUAACCAAGUAAAACCUGCUAUUUAUGUCAGGUGAUUGACAUAGUGCAGUGUUUUGACGUGCAUGUGAACUUGCCUCCCAAUGCUUUCAUAUGGGAAAGCAUUGGGUUGGUUGAGAUAAUCAGUCUUGGAUCUCAGCCUCAGAUGUGGAACACAAAUGCUAAGAUCGGGGCUGUGAAGGAAAAAAAGGUAAGUAGGAGACCUUUUUUCCUUUGGACGGGGGGGGGGGCCAAGGACCUAAAUUUACACCAGGGCACAUUUGUAUUCCCGACGCUAUAAUUCUCUUUUAAGACAAUAAGCAUAGUAAGACAGAGGAGAAAGGGAUUACAGAACAGAGAGAAAAAAUGGGGAUGGACAUGCUGGGAAUGUUUGUUACUGAGGGAUUUUGUGAUUGUCCGGAAGUAAAAGUAAAACAUGGUAUGUUAGAAAUGCAAGCAUUGUCGUUUACAAACACAAAUUCAGAAGAGGUUGUAAAGGCUUAAAGUGGGUGAAUGAGAGCUGUUUCUUAUUGUGGACUUUUCUUUUUCAGAAAAAUGUCACGAAAUACAGUGAAAGCAGGAAAUCUGAGGGACAAACUAGAUGGAAAUGAACUCGACUUGAGUUUGAGUGAUCUGAAUGAGAUACCAGUGCGGGAACUGGUUAGUCACAGUUUUAUCUCUUUUUGCAGUAUAGGUUUGUAAAAAAAAAAAUUGCUGAUCCUCUGUACCACAGGAAAAAAAUGUAAAUGUUAAUCACAGGAUACUAACACAAAUAAACUGGUAGGGGAAGAAACCUAACUCCAAUCGAUAGGAACCUACCCCACUAGGAUUACCUCAAAUAUAGAUCAUUCUAGGUAAUAGCAAACAGAAAGUAAAAUAAUAAACUUAAUUGAAAGUAAACCGAAACCUACAAAUUACAAAAAAAAAAAAAAAAAAUUGGACAAAGAAAGUGUAAUAACUGUCUGUGUGUUUAUUUAGUUGAAUAAGUCUUUCAUAUAUAUAGUCUUGGGCCAAAUGCUCGUCACAUUAAUAUAUGUCUAUACUAAUGAAAAGUACUAAUACGCAAUCUGACUUACGGUUUCUUCAGGUUUAUUCUUAGUUACUGAUACAUAAUAAAACAACAAAGGAUGUUACAGGAUAAUGGACAUUCGACAGCAGAUGGUAAUUGCUGGACUCCUGACGGGAGAGUUACAUCUUUACAUAGAGAGAGAGUGAGAGACCUCGUGUUCAGUUACUAUAUAGAUAUGACCAUAAUGACGUCAGACUAUAACUAGCCAUAUAAGGACAAAACCCCCAACUUACAUUCCAGAGCUCUCAUACAAAGAAAGCCUUGUGACUUAUACCAUCUGUUACUUAUGUCAAUCCUCAAAUCCAUAUAUAAUCAAUAGAAACAUAGAAUAUGCAAUAUUCUACAGAAAGUUGGAACAUGUGUCGAAAGAUGUGGGAGGAAAAGAGAGAAAUGUUAUGAGAGAAAUGGAUAGUUAGGGUAAGUACCUCCUCAAUAACACUAUCCCUUUAACACUGUGUGUGGUAUAUGCGGUAAAAUGUUGCGGGGUAUCACAAUGUGUGCAGUCUGAAUGCAUGAAAAAGCCUAUCCAAUAUAUCUAUGGAAGAGUAGACGUACUGUUUAGAGAGGGGAUCAUAUGGGGUGCAGGGAUGCAAGAAAGGGGGCAGAUACGCUAAAUAUUGCUCCUAUAUUGUACUCAAGCAGGCUUAUCUUUUUACAAAGGCAGCCCAUCCAGUAAUUGGCACACUAUGCAUAAAGACUUGACAUUAGCUAGCUCGAAACUCUGGUUCCAACCAAAGAUUUCUGCUUCGAUGGUGUUUGCAAAAUAUGCAAAGUCGCCCAAAAGGGACAGAUCUGCUUAAAAGAAAUGCUCCAAUAUCAUAAAUACAUAUAUGUACGUAUCUACCAAUAUCGCUAGACUCUGACCAUCGCCAUAGAAGUGUGGGUGUUCCCUAUUUAUCAUUGCAUACACUCACACAUUUUAUAAUAGGUGUGGUUGUAAUUUUCUUUUUUUCUUUUUUUUUUUAGACAUUGUAGGUGCUUCACUACUCCUUUUUACUCACAGUUACCUGAAGUAUUAAGCUUAUAUUUGAAAGUGACGAGGAUGUAAUCCUUGCCACUUUCCUUGAUUAAAUUCACUCCUUCUACUUUGGCAAUUGAUAAUAAAGCCAGAGAGUGGGGGGAGUGGUUCACAGAUUACUUUUACUCAGGUUCUAACUACAACUAUUAGACAGAGGCUUUGCCAUAAUAGGCUUAGGAUAACCCAUCACUUGACCUUAUGUUAUUUGGCUAUUUAGCAGAUGUUACAAUAUUGAAUACUUUCAAUAUUCCAGAUGACACUUCCUCCCAACAUGUUUUGAGAGGUAUUGUCAAGGUCAUUUGUAGACUCCACACUCAAAACAUACAACACUUCAUCUUGCUGAAGUCUGUAAUUAUUAUUUAUUUAUUUAUUUAAUUUUACAAAUUCUGAAAGUGCCAAUUUCAUAGAAAUUUGCUCUUUCAUAAAUCCUCGGCACAACACAGAUCGCUUGGGAAGUUUUCUUCCUCUUCUUUUAGCACUGGGAUAGAGCACGUCUGGCAAUAAAUCUGAAUGAGCAGUACUACACCUCAUUGAGAAGUCUGUCAAUGAGAAGCUGCACAUGUGCGCACACUUGUUGCUCCAGCACAGAGGCUUCUUAACAAAAAGCCUCUUAUUGGUCAGUCUGCUGCACAGAGGAAAAGUCUGUUGCAGGAAUAAAGGGGAGAGUUUGCAAAAGUUGCAGAUACCAGUGUUUUUUCAUAUACCUACCUCUUUGUGGUUUUGGGAUAUAGAUCAUGCCCCUGUAGUCUCACUGCUCCCUUGUCUGCUAUUUAAGAGUUAAAUUACUUUGUUUUUGCAGUCCUAGUCACACUUCCCCUGCCUGUGACUUAUAAAGCCAUCCUACACACAACAUGUAAAGAUAGAUCUAAUUUGUAAACUUAUUUUAUUGAAGUGUGUUUAACUUAGAAUUUAUCUCCUGUUCUGUCAAUAGCCUAAUAGAGUCUGCAGGAGCCCCAAUGAAUAGAGCAGAAGAUAUGAAAGUUUGUGUGAGUCAGGGCCAGGGGAUGUAUGGCUAUGGCUGGAUAAAUAGAAACAAAAGUGGUUCAACUCUUAAAUGGCAGAGAAUUGAGCAGUGAGACAGAAGGGUCAUGAUCGAUACCCAAAACUGCUGCAUUAAACUAAACAUGUCUUUGUGCUAAAGUCACCCAGGCCAGUUCAUCUCAUUGAAGUGUCCUGGGUGAGGGAUCUGUUUUAUAUUGCAGGUUUAAAUCCACCUUUAGCUUUCUUUCUGAUCGCCACUAGAGGCGCUAUUGCGGCAUUUUACAUGGAAAAGCAUUGAUUCAGUGCUUUUGUAUGCAAAAUCUUGGAUGCGCGCAAUGCUUACUUCACAUGUGCAUUUGGUCUCUGAGCUCUAUGUGCAUUGGAUUGGACAACGUCAGAGGUCACAGAAGGCAGAGAUCUGGAAAAAGCUAAAUUAAACCUUUUUAUGUUAUUAUUUUUUAUUACAUAUGUGGUUGGGGGACAGAGAGCCUAUAUGUUACUAUGGAAAGGGAAACUAAAGUGUUAAGAACUUUAGUUUAUAUCAGUAAUGCUUUUAUGUUACUUUAACUUUGCUAUUCCUUAUAAACCUCAAUGCUGACAUUUGUCAGAGUACAGGGACAACAUAUAGGCGCCAAGACCUCCACGUUAUGUUCUACUGAUUUUAGUGCUUUGCGUGUCCCUGUAAAGCAGCUGGACAAAUUCCAGGCAUCCACAGGAAAACAUUAAAUAUUUAGCGUGUUACAACAAGAAAACACAAAUCAAAACAUAUAUACUUAUCAAUAAACAGCUUCCCACUGAACACCUCCCAAGUAGUUACGUCUAAAUAUUUAGCGAUUUGUUGUGGUUUUAAAUAAUUCUAAAUAGGGAGUUGGAGUGCAGGAUACUCUGUGCACUAUAACCUUUGCAAUAAUACAAAACUGUUAUGAUGUUUAAACUAACCAUUUAAACUGCAUAGUCUCCUCUUUGAUUACUUAUUCCUACUUCAUGUCAUCAGUCUUAUGUUAUCUUUCAGGCUGCACUUCCCAAGGCCACAGUGUUGGAUCUGUCAUGCAACAAGUUUACAACAUUACCGGUGAGAGUUUGCACCAUGCAUUCUGUUAUUCAUAAAUAGAUGAUUAAUAAAACUGGUUGCAUAUUAUGAUCUUUUUUGGAGAGUGCACAUCAUGCAAUCUGUCCAGAGGGAUUCUUUUGUCUUGACAUGGGCUUUAUCUAAACUUCAGUUUCAUUCUGUGUUCUUAGGGGGAGUUUUGUUCCCUUACUCACAUUGUGAGGUUGGAUUUGAGUAAGAAUCAGCUGAAACAUCUGCCUUCAGAAUUUGGGAGACUGGUAAAUCUACAGCACCUGGAUUUAUUUCAGAAUCAGUUGACUAUGCUUCCUGAUUCCUUCGCUCAUCUUAAGGUAACAUCAGCAAAUAAGCUUUAAUGCCAUCACUUCCAAAAAUUACUAUACACUCUCUUUAAAUUUAGCUUUGCGUAUCUUUCCUAUUGUUCAAACCCUGAUCUUUAUCCUGCAGCGCAAUCAAUUUUUCUACCAUGACCCUAUUCUGUGCCUCUGGAUCUUUCCGAUUUAAAAACUAGAAAUGGCAACCCCUCCCUCACAGUAUAGAAAUCUCGUCAAACUUCAUAGUUUGACUCUACCAGGAGGGCACUGAGCACAUUGAGGAACUCUUUGAAGAGUGCACUAGCAGCUUGCAAAAAGUUAUACUGCAGAUGCUUGGUACUUUAUCUACAUGAGUGUUAUGCCAGCAUAUAGGAAUCUUUACAUUUAUUUUUUUUAAAUUACAAAUACAGAUAAUCUUAUUUAUUGAAAAAUUUUAUUUUUAGACUGAUAUUUCAAAUCUUGUCUGACAUAUGAAGUACAGAAUUACAUAUUUAUUAAGUAGAACACCAAAAUAUAAAAAUAUGUAUAUUUGAUCCAAUAAAUGCUAGACACGGCUCUGGUAAAGCUCAGGUGCACUUAAAGGACCACUCUAGGCACCCAGACCACUUCAGCUUAAUAAAGUGGUCUGGGUGCCUGGUCCAGCUAGGGUUAACCCAUUUAUUUAUUUUUAUUUAUUUUUUUAUAAACAGCAGUUUCAGAGAAACUGCUAUGUUUAUAAAUGGGUUAAUCCAGCCCUCAAAUCCUCUAGUGGCUGUCUCAUUGACAGCCACUAGAGGCGCUUGCGUGAUUCUCACUGUGAAAAUCACAGUGAGAGCACGCAAGCGUCCAUAGGAAAGGAUUGUAAAUGCUUUCCUAUGAGACCGGCUGAAUGCGCGCGCAGCUCUUGCCGCGCGUGCGCAUUCAGCCGAAUGGGAGGAGAGGAGGAGGAUCGGAGGCGGAGAGCUCCCCGCCCGGCGCUGGAGAAAGGUAGGUUUUAACCCCUUUCCUCUCCCCAGAGCCGGGCGGGAGGGGGUCCCUGAGGGUGGGGGCACCCUCAGGGCACUAUAGUGCCAGGAAAACGAGUAUGUUUUCCUGGCACUAUAGUGGUCCUUUAAGCAUGUGGUGUAAACCAUAUUAUUAGGAAUCAGAUCAUACAUAAAUCAAUAAUAUGGUAAAAAAAAUAAAAAAAUCUGCAAACAUGUACAAGAAUAAAAAUUAUACACACAGUGGAGCGCUUUUUUUAUUUCGUAAAGUGCAAGUGCUGAAAUAUUAUAACACACCUAACGUUUCAAACUAUUACAACUUCUGUAAUACAGUGUGUACACCUAAAUGGUACAUAAAAGUGUAAAACCUUAAAACUCAAAAUAUGUGUCUUUAAUGGCACACUUGCAUCUUAAAUAGCUAAAACCUAGGUAGUGGUAGUGGAGAAUGGUUGGUCUGUUUGGGUGACCUCUUUAAUAAUGUAUAUUCAGGGGUAUCCUUUUCUUUUCUUCAAUGAUAAUUAGAUGAUUUCAGAGAUGUGUAUAUAGUAAUUUUUUUUAUUUAUUUUUUAAAUAUAUGACAUUCACAGAAAAUUAUUAUACUCACAAGGUUGGAGACUAUAAAUUGGCUCAAUGAAUAGGCUUAGCAUGGUUCAGGACCAUAACACCUUCUUUGGUACACAGUGAACUGGUGGCAGAUCUUUAUAAAAUAAAUACUUAAUUAUAUUAAAAAAUAAAUAUAGAAAAUACCAAGAUAUCUAUCCAAAAUCUUGUUUUCAUCAAGGCUUCCUCCUUUCAUAUUUUUUAUAUAUUUUUUUGUUUUAGUGCCACCUGUGCAUGUGUUUUAGCCUUUAGGUGUGAGAAUUAUGUUAUGCCCCAGUUUGCGAGAAUUAUGUUAUGCCCCAGGAUGAGGCAGAGGCAUCAGUGAUGCCCACCGAUUAUCAAAGAUAAAGAACACAGUAAUAAACCGCUAAAUCCGAGCAGCAGGGUCUCCUUACUGUAGUUCCAACAGUGUAACAAGCAGGUAGACAAAAAAUGGAGUUCUGCGCAUCAAAUAGGUAGUGCACACCCAGGUGCUACUGCAGUUUAUUAGAGGACACAAUACAAACAAACGGUUCGGGCAACAAGCCCUUCCUCGGUGCUAAGAGCCUCUGAGGACAUUAGCACUGAGGAAGGGCUUGUUGCCCGAAACGUUUGUUUAUAUUGUGUCCUCUAAUAAACUGCAGUAGCACCUGGGUGUGCACUACCUAUUUGAUGCGCAGAACUCCAUUUUUUUGUCUACCUGCCAGUUUGGUGUUUCAUGGAAGGGAGUGCUUUGGAGUUUUCACGUUGUCUUAUGUAUGUGGGAUUUGAGCCUCCAGACAAAACUGUAUUUUUGUUUAGUAUUUGAUAGAAAAUAGAAAUUCUACCUCUAGCUUGGACUGUAGAUUCAACUAUAUAACUUGGGCUCAAUUUACAGCUGCUGAAAAUGUGCCACGGUUUUAUGGAUUUAAUUUGUUCAGAGCAGACCUGUGGACGGAGUUGAUUUGCGUACAUGGAUUACUUCCUUGGGUAUGUUGGCAGUGCCGGCAUGAAAAAAAAUCAGUUUCUCAUUUUGCUUACAGAACCUUAAGUGGCUAGACCUGAAGGACAAUCCGUUGAACCUAGAUUUGGCCAAAGUCGCUGGAGACUGCUUAGAUGAGAAGCAAUGUAAAGAGUGUGCACAAGCAGUAAGUUGGAAUAAACCUAUAUCUAUAAGAAGAAUGUGUAGCUGUUUAAAAAAAAGACUUUGUGUAAACAACUUUGUUGGUGAUUAUCAUGCAAGCUGCUUCAAGACAGUAUUUUAUCGACAGGUUCUGAUAUUUAUGAAGGUCAUACAGUCUGAACACGAUCAAGAAAUGCAGCGCAAACUAUUGGAAGAGCGAGGUAACUAUUGUUAACUGGUUGAAUGGAAUGCAUUAAUUUACUGCGAUCGUAGAAUGUAGGGUUAUAUUAUGGACACCCAAAGGUACAUAAACAUGUUAAUUAUAAGUUUGUUUUGGGUUUUUUUUUUUCAGCACAGAAACAGAAACGAGAAGUGGAACAGAGAAAGAAGGAGGAACGCGAGAGAGAACUGAGGCGUAGGGAGAAAGCAAAACAGAAGGAACGAAAAAGGAAGGACUACAAUGCUUUACAAGCAGCUCAGAGACAGGUCGCUAAGAACUCAGAGAGUGAAAAAAAGUUUGAAAAUCACAGUAAGUUUAAUGAACCCAAUGGGUAUGUUUUAGUUUUUACCAUUUUUAGCUUGUCUCCUGGUAUGGCUUUAUUUUUUUUUUUUUAUUCACAUACCAAAAGCAGAGCUUAAACAUUAUGCUCACUGCCAUUAACGAGUAAAAAAUUAAGCCAUGGUGAAUGUUCCACUGAUAAGCCGUCCAGGCACACACAGGCAAGUAAAUUUUAGUAUCCAGGACUUUCAAUUUUGAGCCAGCCCUGGCUCUAAAUUUUAAGCCCUGACAUAAGUAUAACCUAAAAACUGGUAAAUAUUCGUAUAUUAAAGGUGUUUGGGUCAACCUAUAGCGUACUAUAGGGCCAAUGCCUUUUCCCAAUUUGCUGUCUGUUCCCGUCUGACAUGGCCUAGAUUUGCAAUAUUAUUGAUACUGGGCCUCCUGAAUUGAACAAGAGAGCCUUUACAUUACUCUCUGUUUGCAUAAUCUACUCAGCCAGCAAUGGCUAUGUUUUUAUCGGGAACACUUUACUUCGUUUAUCAAACACAAAAAUCAUUAUUCUUACUCUCAAAGGGUUAUUUUGUUGUUGUUGUUGUUGUCUCUACACAUGGUGCUCCUACUUUAACCCAUGAGACUUAGCUGUUAAACCCAAACUGUGCAGUCUGACCCUUAUGCAAUGCACCUGUAUCAUUAUGUAUUUUGCAAUGCUUGCUAAACCUGUUGUGGCUCGGCAAAUCCGUUUAUAAACCAAUGCACAACAUAAUAAAGAAUUUUUAAAAAAUAUAUAUUCGUAACUCAUUUUUGAAAACUCUUUCUAACACUUCUCUAAUUUAUUUUGUUAUACAGAUGCAUCUGUAUUGCCUUCUAAAAAGCAAAAACAGCGAAGAACAUCCUGGAAAGGGAUUUUGGGGUGGUUCCUCUUGUUCAUGUUUAUCAUGGCUAUUGGUUGCGUAGUAGUGUGCCGCUGGACACAUUUGCAGAAACACAGUAUAUGCUACAGUCCUAACGCCGUCUCUGAAGAAAUUAUGAAUGCUUUGCACAGCUACCAGAUUCUGGAACGAGUUCUACAGCCACCAGGCUCACAGCAACAAGGCCAAUAACAUUCGUGUAGAUGCACUUUUUUUUUAAUAAGGGUGUAGCUAUGUUUUCCUUCUUUGGAUAUCAGAGGAGGUUUGGUAUUUGUGCCUGAUGUUGGUUGACUUUUUUUUUUUUUUUCCCCCAUUGUUUUAUCAUUUCAGGACAUUAAUUCCCAAGUGUUCAACAUUUUUGUUAAUUUUAUGUGAUUUUGAAAAGUUUUAAGUGUGACUUCAUUGUCACUUCAACACUAAAUUUGGAAAGCAUUCUUUCUUUUUUACAAGUUCAUAAAGUACCCCAUCACUUGGAUGAAUUUUCCAGAGUAACACAAUUACGUAAAUGAAAUUAUGGAGAAAAAGAAAAUCUUAUCUAAUAUAAAAUAUUACAAAAUAUGGUCCUGAACCACCAUUGGGUGGAUGCACAGUGUAGUAAUCUGAAUUUCAAUCCCUCAAUAUAUGGCCUCCGAUUCUGUCCUACAAUAACAGUGGAAGUUCAUCCAGAUUGUUAUUAACUGAACAGUUAUAUCUGUGUCACUGGGAUACAUAAGUAUCUACACUGCACACAUGCAUUACCUGUUACAUCAGCCUGGUACCAAUCUUUUAAUCAAACACAAUUAAAAUUGUCUUUUGCUUAUGAGUCUCUUUGCAUCAUGAAUAGAAAAUAUGUUUUAAAAAACAAACCCCAAGUUUCCAGAAGCUGUAAUUUCUAUCCUUGCGUACGUUGGGCUACAGAGUAGUGGCUUUAUCAAUAACUAGUUAUCCUCACUCUUAAUCUGUUAUUUAAUCCAGAUGUAUCAAUUUUACAGGUGUUUUUUUUUUUUUUUUUUUUUUCAUCUGCACAAGAGAGUCCAAUUACCGUUUAAAGGCUAUUUCGAGCAUUAUAUUUAAUAAAAUACAUGAUAUAGAGCAUGUUUGUAAAGAUAUAAAAUUCGAUUUUUAUCCUCGGCGUGUCCCUUCUCAAUAUUGUUUUGUGAUUUAUAUGCUCUGGAGUAUGAAUGAGAACU